UCACUAGUUUAUGUUGCCAUAGCACAAUGGGUGUGCCAUAAUCAAACUAGUGCAGCAGAACCGAAGAUGCUCUGAAACAGUCUUGAGCACAUACUAUUGUAACCAGAAUACACACUACCCUGAGUAUGUAAUCAGAUUAUAGCCCAUGCUGAAACUCAUGCUGCUUUGCCUCCAGUCCUGCAUGAUGAAGAGAAAUUUAGCAGAGGGCUUGUUUCAAAUGCCCUUGCACCUUUUGUUUGUUGAGAUGCUGACUUUUGACACAAGUAGAGCUGAUGCCAGAUAUAGACAAAAUAUGCUUUCCCGGGGAAGCAAUGUGUUGAAUGUAAUAAAUCUUCCUGCUUAUUUUACCUGUGCCAGAGGGCAGAAAGCCACAUCUGCUGCUUUGGCCCCUGCUGCUGGAGGAGAGACAGUAGGGACAAUUUUUGUUAAAUAACUUCUUUUCCUCAAAAGCAGAAGUCACUACUGCAACACUUAAGGGUAUAUAGAAUAAUGAUCCCAGGUUUUCAGAACUCACUACAUGUUUUCUUUGUCUCAAUUUUAUUCUGUCUUUCCCAUAUUAGGAUGAGUUUAAUGUGGCCCUUUGACCUAUGAGAUGGGUCCAGUGCUUGUCUCCUAAUGAGCCCUUCAGUCUCACACAUUUCUAAUUCUUCACACUGACAGAAAUGUAGGCCUUUGCCUGAGUGAAAACUCAAGCCUGGGAUUUAAUCCAUUGUUUUCUUUAAUUUUACUCCUUUUACUUCAAAGAGUUCACACAGCAAGACUAGAGGGAUUGAGUUAGCAAUAUUAAAGAAUAAUAGCCUAUGCUGACGGAUAAGAGUAAAAAAACAUAUCUUAGGAGUCUGUCUUCAUGUGCAGUGGUGCAGCUGUGCUGGCUUCAGGGAGGAGGCUGUGCUGUGGCACCUGGCCUCCAGCUGUGGGCUCAGUUCUGCUCCCAGGCACUCCAACAUCACCCCCAGCCAUGUCAGCUGGUGUUUGUGUCCUAAUGUCACAAAAGAAAGUCACACUGUUGCUUUAUUUUUAAAUCCUCAGAGUUUAGAGUCUGGGGAUUUUCUUCAGGAACAUUCAGUCGAGUACUUGGGCAUCUUUGUUCAAUUUUUAAAUCAUCUUUAAAAUUUUCACAAACAUCCCAAGUCCCAUUAUUUAUGUUACAUAGGAGCAGAAUAAGCACCCCAGUAAUGUAUUCACUAAGACUUACUGCUAGACCAUAUAAGGAGAAAAAAUGUGUUUUCCCUGAAACCUGAUUUGGUAUUUACUAUAAAAUGCACCCAGAGCUAAAAUCUUUAUACUGUGCAUGGAUUUUAUCACAGAUAAAAACUUACUGUUCUAAAGACGAGAGUGCUGACUAAGCAAAGGUUGUGUGAAACCUCGUAUCAUGCCCUUUGUCUCACUGAUCCUCUUGUCAUCAGCUGCUCUGCCUGCAAAAAUAUAUGUCACUCCUGCUUAGUGCAUUUGAAGACACCCAGCUGAUAGCAGGAUUUAUCCAGUUUUAUGCUGCCUGAGUCAAGUAUUUUGGGGCCCUUCUCUAGGUACACGUGGGGAAAAAUGUUCUCUGAAAUGUGAAUUUACUAACUGUGCCUCAGUCACUGUCCACAAACACAUCCAAGCACAAGUACCCAGCAGGGCAAUGGUAUGUGUGUGUGAAGCUUCCACCCAAGGGUCUCUCUCAGUUGCAAAAUGAAAGCAAUUUAACAUACAAUGCAACAGGAGAGUUGUGGGCAGAGACAGGAAGAGUGAGCUGGGCUCCUUGUGCCUGUGGCUCAGCAGGGGGAGCAGCUAAUUUUCGCCAUGCUGGCUUCAGAGUCUCCUGUGGACUUAGACUUGCUGGAUCAUUUUUGUCACAUACAUUGUCUUACCUUGCCCCAUGCUAACACUUGCUAUGGGCACUCCCAGUGAUUUAUAUCCAGACCAAGGUGGUUUUGUACCUUCCUUACCAGACUUAUGCCGGAGAUGAGUUUCCUUGUGAAAGGGAGACUCUCCAUCCAAUUUCAAGUGCUUUGCUUUGUUGAGACACCAAGUGUCUUAACAGACUGGAGAAUCUGAUCCAGAAACCUUAUAAAGUAUCGGGAAUAUUUGAGUAUAUACCAAAGAAACCAUUAUUUUCAUUCCCAGAAUGCAAGACAGUAGGAUUACACAGUGCCUAAUAAUUCCACACUUCAUAAGUAAGAGCAUAUUUAGAGUACAGAAAAAGAUUUUAGAGAGGAGUGGUUUGCUUUUAGCUCUUUAAGAUAGCUGUUAACUGACAAAACCUUUUGUUGUUGUUCUGCUGCUUUAAACAAAACUCUCUUUAAAAAGCAGUUUAUGAGGAUCAAGUUGCAAAGCUCAAAAUAAUCAUACUGAAAAAUAAAACCCUGAAAGCUGGGUCUGGAAAACAGCAAAAAAUCUGGACCACAAUAAAAGAAACCUAAAAUUGCCUAUUGUCAUAGCUUUAAUAUUAACACUAUCUGCUUUGGCAAGCUUUAAAGACUGGACUGCACUAUAAAACCUAAAAAUGUCCUGGACUUGGAGUUGUUUACACAAAAUAUGAAGAGAUAUAAAGUUACAGAGCUGGGGGCUGGAAGAGGUGGCUUUAAAACCAUCCUCCAUGCACUGAUGUCACGUGGAAGCCAGCUGCGGGGAUGAUGCUGAACGGAACUGUUUUUCAGUUAGCAGAAGUUGAGGAGUUAUUCAAAGAGAGUUACAAAUACCACCCCAGUUGAAAGGUUGUGUCUUGCUCAGCUUUCUUAUUUCUUUUAAAGAUCAAGAUUCACAGAACUGGAUCCCUGCUAGUUAUGUGUUUCAUUGCUUUCACUGCUGCUUAGAAAUGGACAGAGAAACUUCUAAAGGAUUUCUUAUUCCAUGAAAGGAAACAUUCAGGGAAGAAAGAAAAAAAGCAGAGCUCUCUUUGCUAUUGCACAGACUGUAACCAUGGACCUGCGUAAACAACUGGAGAAUACUGAGAGGAACUGGAAUAAAGAGAAGAUGGAAUUGCUGGAGAGAUUUGACAAUGAAAGGAAAGAAUGGGAAUGUCAAUGGAAGAUCAUGCAGAAGAAAAUAGAAGAGCUCUACCAGGAGGUAAGACUUAGAAGGGAGAGCAAUAUGAAUGUCCGUGAUAACAAUGCCAUUCAGAGCAAGAUGCUGCAGCUGUCUAUGCAUUCCCCUACUUUGCAAGAGAGUGACACAGUGGAGCUGAACUUUCAACACAAUAUGGAAAAUGACAAAAUGGAAAAAGGGAGUUUGCUCGGUAAAACAGGACACGAAUGUAAAGAAACCAGAGCCAAGAGCAGAAACAAUACUCUGUUAAUGGACAAUCUGGCCUUUGAGAACCAUGAGGAACUUGAAGACAGCCACAGCACCAAGCCCUCCAAGAAAAAUACCAAGAAUUAUAUUGGUGAUCUCAAUGUAGCUCUUAAAGAACUUGCCAGAGUCAGUGAAGAAUUAUGCAGCUAUCAAGAAGAAAUUCGAAAGAGGUCCAACCACAGAAGAAUGAAGUCACUUCCUUUCCUGGGGGAAUUUGAGGAAACCCAAAACACGGUUAUUCUGCCUGAGAUGAACCAUGUGUCCAGCAAUGAAUCACAGACUUCAGUUGCUUUUGAAACAGAGGAACACAAUAAUAGGAAGAAUCUGAUGAGCUCCACCAAGGCUUUGAAGGACAUGUCUUAUGGUGAUCUUACUGGUGACAUAGGAACAGACUUCAGACCUUGGCAAAGGAAAGAAGCUCCACCAGUUCCUCCACGGAGCACUUCUCGGCACCUAACAAACUCACUUUCUGCAGCUGUACAGCUUUCUGAAGCACCAAUAAGAGACUCAGGCAUCAAAAGCAAUUGCAAGGUUCAGGACUGUUGGAGUGGAGGGAAACUGAAGAAUUCUUCACCUGUAAACAAGAAUGAAUCUGCAGCAGCCUGUGCAAAUGAAGGGCAGGCUGUGAAAGUUCCUGUGAUGGUAACUGCUGCGGUACCUGUAACCAAAAAUGAGUGCAAAGUUCCAACAAGUUUCUGCCAUAACACAUGGGCAUAUGAUGUGGUCAAACUUGGGAAAGACAACAGAAGUGAGCCUUUCCAACUGUCAGCCCAAAAGAGUUGUUCAGAUGGAAAUAUGGCCCAAAGCAACAAGAUGCACCAGAAACAAAACCCCAAGUCUCACAGCAGCCCUUUUUAUAGUAAUGACUUUUGUACCCCCGCUACCCUGCACAGUGACCUUUUGGAAGACACCAGAUAUACUUUGGGAAAGACCCAAAGAAAUGAAAUGUUAGCAGCAAAGAUUGAUGAGUUUAAUCGGACUGUAUUUCACACAGAUAAACAUAACAAUGCUCUGCAACAAAACCAGGUGCCUCAAACAGCAUCAGAAGAUCACAAACCCUGUGGGCCACUGUGUGACUCUGCUACUAGCAGGACAGACACUGUAAAUACGUCUUGUAUUUCAAAUCCCAAACUCUCUGUAGCCAAGGAGCAAGAAGCUAGCAACCCCAGCAAAGCUGUCAGGACAGCAGGGCAACAAAAACAAAUGAAUGGACUUCCAAAUACUAGUGGUUAUAGGCACAUGCUCCAGGAGCAUGACUGGAGACCAAGUAAUUUAUCCGGUCGCCCGCGUUCAGCUGACUCAAGGUCGAACUAUGGUGUUGUUGAAAAGCUUUUGAAAACCUAUGAAAAAUCAACAGUGACUUCUCCGUGUAAUGCAAAAUGCUGCAAAGAUAAGUGGACACAGGCAAAUUCUGAAUUCACUGAUGGGGGUUGCGAGAAACUGAGUCAGUAUUUAGAAAUUCUCCAGAUUGAGCAAGAAAAGCAAGAAUUUCCGAGGAAUUCAGCCAAGCAUAUUGGGCAACAACUCAAGCAAGGAAAAGAGAGACAGAAGUUACCAGAGAUCUGUGUGCCAGCUAAAUGUUCAAGUGAGAAGGGUUUUUCCCGUCCCGCUCGGCCAGCAAAUCGACGCUUACCUUCCAGAUGGGCAUCUAGAUCCCCCUCAGCACCACCUGCUGUGAGAAGAACGGUGUACAACUGCUCUGUCUCCUUUCAGUCAGAGACCUCAGUAGUCUGAACCCAGAGCUGGGUUGGAUGGUGUUGUGAAAGCUCUACACCUCAUUAUAACUGUGUUUGGUAUGUGUCAUAGCAACCAGUUCUACACUAUUGUAUUUUGUCCAAGAGUGACCCCCACCACGUGCUGGACAAAGCAUUCUGAAUCUUAGGUCAUCAUCACUGUGGUCUUCAGUGUUUUUAUUGAGAUGAAAUAACUAUACCCCUGGUUUUCUCUGGGUUUUUUUUGGUAGUAGUUCACAAGGAAUUUAUUUUGAAUGGCAUCUUCCUUAAUUUGCCAAUCAAUUUUGAGUCAAAACAAUGUAUAGUGCUGUAUAUUCUGACUCUUCUGCAAACAGCAGAACGUAAAGCUGUAUGCAUGAUCAUGUGUUUGUAGGUGCAUGUGUUGGACUAGGAAGUAUACGGGCCUGUACUUAGAAGAGACAAACUGUGCUAGUGUUGACAUUGAAAUUGCAACCUAUAUGCCUACGUAUAUAUAUACUUCAUGUUUAUUUUAAGAAGUUUGAAAUAUACAGUCCUGAUGACAUUUAUAUUUUGUAUAUCUUUUACAUAGGUUCACAGGCGUAGUAUUUAGUGUAAAAAAUACUUAAAUAUUCAUUUUUUGUGACUGAUUGCAGCGAUAAUGCCUUGCACAAUAUGUAUCUGAAGCAGACUAGCUCGACUGAUUUAUCAGUCAUGCUUCAUGGCAUACUCGUUCGGUUUCCUAACCCUUAUGCUAGGUCAAAAUACCCAAACAUAUUUUUUUCUGAAUUAAAAUAUUAUAUUAUUUGUAAUAUGUUAGCCUUUUUCAGCACCAGAGACAUUUCUGAAAUGUUCCAAUCCCUUUAAAAAGCUUAAAUGUGCCAUUUUAUAUAUAGCAUACUGUAAACACUUUGGUAAUUUCAACUACUGUAACAUACAAUUUAUGAAGGGAAGAAAAGGGUUAUAUAUGCUCAAUUCUGUAAAACUUAUUUUUCCUUCUAGCAUUAUACUUUGAGGUUUGACAAAGUCAAAUAACAAUGGACUUGUUUACUUUCACUCAAGGCAGGAGAACAAACACCGCUGUACCCAGUGCUGCAGCCACACUCCUCUUUUACUCUUCUCCUAGACUAGAGUGCCUGAGCCACUUGCUCAUUUACUGUUCCCUGACUGACUCAUGGCAGUCAGUUACAAAGUUUACUUGCACUCUGGCAACAAGCUGCUUCUAGUACGGAAAUAUUGCAUCGAGGUAUGAUCACAAUUGUGCCCAAAAUCGUAGACACGUGGCGUUGCAAGUAUGUUUUUGCCAUCACUUGACAUGGUAUUAUGGGCCAUCUGAAUGACAUGCACAGAGCCUGGCUUGUUCCUUCCCACAGUGUGAGAGAAACAUGGAUGCUUCUCACACUCUGAACUUUCAGAAAGACAGUGUCUGUUAUCCUGGAAUUUUUGCACCCUUUGUUAGGCUGUUGCUGGAUGCAUAGUGCAGUAAUGAUGAUAAAUGUUACCUUUAAGUAGCAUGUCUAGGUUAAAAGGAGUAAAGAGGCACUUCUUCAACAUCAGCCUGAUCUUGUCUUACAACUUUUCUUCUCCUGGAGAAACAUAGGAUGUUCAAAGGAAUUUUAAAAAUCAUCCCAGGAUCCAUUAAUGUGCACAUCUUAUGUGAAUGUAAAAAGGAUUUCAGAGAGAGUGUAGGCUUUUGUCCUAGUGAAUUGUAUAUGUGGCAAUAUAGGGAAAAUUAAUUGUGCUUAAUUUGGUAGUGAUCUGUUGUCCUAUUCCAGUCAUGUUGAGAAUUCAUGCCUUUUUCCUUCCUUUUAGGACCUUAUUGUUCUUUCCUCUACACAGCUUUGAUUUUGAAGAGAGAGAAAACGGGAGGCCAUGUGUUCUGAGCAAUAUAGCCUAUAUGGUAGCAUCAGUAACUGUUUGGGCUUGCCAAUAUUAGAACAAGCAGGCAUUAGAGCGCUAAAUCCCACCUUGUCAUGCCAUUGUGGCUAUCUGCUUGGCAAUACCAUGCCCAGAGUAAUUUGCCCUAUCUAGACUUCUGGUCCUUUCUAAGUCUAUCUCACUAAAAUAUAUGAAGACUUCAAGCCAAUCAACAAUUCAUCAAAAUUUACUCAGACAUUGCGAAGUUCUUGCUGGAAAAGAUACAAGGACAGAAAAUCUGAGGAAAAUUUAUACAGUUUGGAUGGAGACAAAAGUCUGUGUGCUUAAGUGAAAAAUCAAGAGUUCUAUAAAUUUUCCUGCUUGCCCUAAUUUAGAGAUUGCACUCCAUUAACUUCCUUAGCACUAAAAAAAUUAGAGAUGAUUCACAGUAAAUUUGGAACAUGGCUUAAUAUUCUAACUGGAAAUUAGCAAACCAAAAUGCCUUGAAAAUUGACCUUUUAAUGCCUAAGUAGCUGACCAGCUUUAAAUGCCUAAGGCCGAGGAAAGAGUAAUAUGAAAGAAUUGUAAAAAAAAUGGUUCUUUAUUUCAGUCAGAGAUGACUGCAAUAACACUCUUUAAAUUACCUCUAAGGUAAAGUUAAGCAGUUUUGUUCUGAAAAAUGGUGGUGCACUUUUGUUUGAAGUAUUUAACUAUGAAAGCAUUUCCCUUGAUUAGUCAGUGAAGGUGUUUCUUUUGUUCCCUUCAGUUUCUUUGGUUGCCUUUGACAUAGACCACAUUGUUGAAUAACAGAGAAAGGAUCAAAUAUCGACAACAUUCCCUGAUGUAUGUAAGUUUAAUGAACAGAAGGUUUUUGAAAUAAACUAAUAGGUCAAGUACAAGUUCAUUUUGUCAAGGUUUUCUGUGUCCGCCUAAUUACAGACAUUGAUUCUGAUGCCCAGAAGUAUCAAAACUGGUGAUUUUGGUUUGCAGGUGGCUAGUUGGACAUACUAAUUUUAGAAAGUUGCCGCUGUCACUGUUUAAAUAUUUUUUUCAGCUCCACUCAUAACAGGGCCAGUGGACUGUGGUGAUUUUUCUAGUUCCCAUAACUGUGAUUACUGAACCACAGUAAUAGCUUUAUUCACUUAUUUGCUUAAGGGGAAGAGCUCCGUUGGGUUCCGUUCCCCUGUAUUAUUUCUGAAAAGGAAAUCUACACGUACACACACAUUCAUGCAAGAAACAUAAAUGCUCUAAGUAUAACUUGACCUUCCUAUUAAUCCUAGUGUCACCUAUGGAAGUGGUGAGUUUUGUAAGCCUGUUUUAAUAUUAUUCUUCCAUAUGCUGUCUGAAGUCUUAAUGCAGAUAUAUGUUUUUCUUACUUGCACUCUGACUGAGUCUAAAACUCUAUUGCAUGCUUGUGGACCUUAGUGACUCUCUGCAGACACAGUCAGCUGCCCAUUGAAAUAGGGAUGCCACUAGGAAUCAGCUGGCUGGUACUCAGUUGACAGAAAGCAUCAUUCUCCUUCAUGCUGAGAGAUGGAGCCAUAAUUGUUCCUUGAAACUGUUUUAGGGAGGAACAUGGCAGGGUAGAAGCACAUAGAGUAGAAUAAUUUAGACCUUAUCUGCACAUCUACAGAGCAGGCCACCUGGAGGCUUUAAAACUGGCCUGACUCAGCCUCUGCUAGAGGCAGAAGGAGUAGAGAAAAAGAAUUUCCUUUAAAACCCCUCGGUAUCAUUCCUCAAACUCAGAGUACAUUUCCACUAGUGUUUUGUCUUUACAGUGUUAGUGAUAGACUUCUUAUGUAUCUUUAAAAUGUUGCUGAAGAGAUGAACUCUGCUUGUUCUCCACCAACAACAGAAUUAUCUUUCACUAUUACACACACUGUAAGGGAGUUGGCUGUUAUGUAUAGGAAAGAAUUGGAAAUCAGUGUAAUAUAAUUUUCCAGUGCAUUCAAAAUACCAAUCUAUUUCUCCAGUUGUCCAUUUAAAAAAUUGUUUCUGUAAAUAGGGAUUUUGUAUCCAAACGGCUUCAAGAGCAUUUUAGCAAAGAUCUACAGCAAUACAGAAAGCAGGACAUUUCCCUUACAGUUUUGUUAUUUCUGGACUAAAUUUCCUAGCAUGCAAGAACUUAUGCAAUUCUCACAGUGCUGCUAAUGCAAAGAAUUUCUUUGACUCUGAGAUAUGUAAGAUACAACUCUAGCCAUUAUACUGCUGAUAUUCUCUAUUGGACUCAUCUGUAAUGGUGAAUUUGGUUGUGUUCAUGCUCUUUAAACUGAAAAGUGGAAUGCAUUUGCUCUAAAUGCGCUAAUCAAAGCCCCUUGUUGCCUCUCUGGUCUUUCCACCCCUUCUCAAUUUCCAGUGGAUGUGUAUUUUUAUGUGGUUUAUUGCCAUUGGUGUGUAUGUAUAUGUCAUACCAUAGGACUUUCUAUCUGUACUGCAGCCAAAAUAUUUUUUGGACAGCCUAUUCUAAAAAGUUCUGAUAUUACUACUGCCAUUCACAAAUACAUUAGAUCUUGAUCUUUUGUUUUGCAUCACUGAAAACGCACUUUCUUUAUCAACUGUUAGUGGCAUAUAUUACACAAAACUUUGUUUUUUGAAGUUAUAAUUAGGCUGCUUUUGAAGUUUGAUUCUACCCCUCCCCCUUGCAUCUUUUGUAUUUUCAAAGUGCUUGCAUCAGCAGAGACAUCUUUCUGAUGUGUAGAGUUGAUGCAGUUGCUGUGUGGCUGUGGGAGCUCAUGCCUAAGGGAGCCUUGCUAACUAUGUUACUCUAAAAUUAUUGUAUCAGAAUUUCCAUGGGGUAAGAGAGAUUGAACCUUCAACAUGAUCAGAGUGGAAGUGUGGUUUAUGCCUUUUCUCUAGUACCUGCAGUCUGCAAUAUUUCUGUUUAAGGGUCCAGAGUUUGUUUUCUCCUAGUGGUGCAUGUCUGUGUGUGUAUGGCUGAGAUGUACUGAAAAAUGACACUAUAGGGGAGUCCAUACAUCUUACACUUUUAAAUCAGAUUAUCUAAUGUGUAAGCCCAAAAUAUUCCACUCUAUUGCAUGAGAUAAUGUUACCCUGUACUACAGAGUAGAUUUGAUCCCAAUAUGAAUUGGGGGAAGAGAGCAGACACUGCACAGAUAGGCCUAAAGUAUGUAAUACAAGCAACUAAGCUGCGCUGGCUGAUGUUAAGAGGUGAGCUAAUGGGGUGAGGUGACUAGUCACCUCAUUAAAGCCAGAGGUUCUUUAAUACUAGGUCUCAGUGGAUGCAUAGACUUCUGCUAACCUGCUAAUGUGUCACAGGGAUUGUAAUGCUAAGAAGCCUGAUUUUGAUUGCCCUUCCACCUGGAGGGAUGCUACUUGCCUGUGGCAGAUGUGCCUACAUAGUCUUUUGCCAGUGCCCCUUAAAAUUCCAUAAGGUAGUUUACUGCAGCUAGAAGAAUUUCUAAAUCAUAAUCACAGUAGAAAAGGACUUUCAUUAAAGAAAAGUGCAUUUAUAUCUGAACUCUGUGAACAUGACCACUGCCAACUGUCAUGGUGACACAGAAAAUCAGACUGAGUUUUACUGCUAUAUCAUGAGAUAUCUGCAGCAGGUCAGCUGUUCUGGUACCAUAUAUGAUGUAAAGCUGCUUAAGAUAUUGUUGUUGGAAGCGCACCACAGAGAGAUAUGUAUGUACAUACGGUCUGCUUGUUUCUUUGCAGAAUCUUUCUAGUUUCCACAAAGAUAUUCUGUUUGUUUUGGGAGUUUGGGAAUUUUUUUCUCCACAUUUACCUGAAAGCAAUUGAGCUACCCAAGUUAUUGCUGAUAAGAAGUCUCAUAGGUGUUCUUCUGAAACCAAAAUAUCUACUCAGAGAAGUAGCUGGCUACCAAAGGAGGUAAGAUGGUAAGAUCUAAGUUGAACAAGCCAGUUCACAAACUGGCUCAUACGCUGUUACAUGUCUGUGUACACACACACAUCUUAGGAACUUAUCCUCCAGGAAAUCCCACAUGUCCAAGGCAGUUUUGCCAUAUGACACUAUUUACUGCAUAUAGGAGUACCAUAGUCACACACAUAGUACAUACAGAAAAAUGAUGUCUAAUACUGUAUGUAAACAGACUCCUCCCAAAGAAUGGUGCUGAAAUGCUUUACAUUAAAAGCAGCAUGUGACUUAAUGAGAUCCAGUAGGUUUUGAAAUCCCACUUUCAUAUAAGUAAAUGCAAUCAAAUCUUUUAAUGAAAGAAACAUGCUUAUGCAUGUCACUUUUUCCUUCCAAAUAUUUCAAGCCUGUCUUACAGCUCUGAUCCUAAUUUUGCCUCAUGUACUGCAGGGAAAAAAAAAAAAAAAGAAGGGAA
Molecule: messenger RNA, 11130 nt
Organism: Lepidothrix coronata (blue-crowned manakin)
Lineage: Eukaryota; Metazoa; Chordata; Aves; Passeriformes; Pipridae
Product: protein SOGA3-like
Exons: 6
Coding region: 2836-5010 (724 amino acids)
Biological process (GO): regulation of autophagy
Source: RefSeq, a predicted model, not a curated record